Molecule: messenger RNA, 762 nt
Organism: Anopheles nili
Lineage: Eukaryota; Metazoa; Arthropoda; Insecta; Diptera; Culicidae
Product: transmembrane protein 256 homolog
Exons: 4
Coding region: 165-698 (177 amino acids)
Source: RefSeq, a predicted model, not a curated record
CCGGUUUACUUCCUAGCGGAGAGUUUUACAAAAUUCCGUACGUCUUAAAUGAUUCGUAUUCUUAACCAACAAAGAAGAAAACAACACUUGUUCUGACAUCCUGCUUCGGCAAAUAUUAAAAACCUUCAACGCUUGUUCUACGAACGAAACAAAACUGUGUUGCGAUGGGCUUAAACGACGCUGUUAAUUACGUUCUCUUCAACAACCCUGUAUCGAACAGUAUGUGGUCAAUGGCUUCACAUGGAGCGAGGAUCGUGGGACUCAAGCCAAAGGCCAUUGCGCAAACUGCGGUAACCCAUUCCUCCAGCGCGGUCCAGCAAGUUUUGCCUCCAUUGUGGAAAAUUUUGGGCCAUAACCGAUACGUGCUGAAACUGGCCGGUUUCAGUGGAGCUAUGGCUGUAAUAUUGGGCGCGUACGGUGCCCACUAUCAUUUCAUUCCCAACGAUGACGUUAAGGAACGUGAUCCGAAGCAAAUUUUCGAAAUGACCAACCGCUACCACUUCAUCCAUUCCUUGGCGUUGCUGGCGGCCCCUCUUGCCAGACGUCCGGUAUUGACGGCGACACUAAUGGGACUCGGAAUGACGUUAUUCUGCGGCUCUUGCUACUAUGUCGCGUUCAGUAACGAUCGUCGCGUUGUGAAACUAACGCCGAUGGGUGGUUUUUUGCUCAUCUUCGGAUGGCUUUCGUUUGUUUUGUAAGAACUUCCCAGCUCAUAAGAAUAACACAAAAUUAGUAAUAAAACUUUGGGUUAUAAUUUACUUA